Messenger RNA from Odontomachus brunneus, 1175 nucleotides. RefSeq names its product clathrin light chain (gene Clc). Gene Ontology annotation, biological process: clathrin-dependent endocytosis; clathrin coat assembly; intracellular protein transport. Gene Ontology annotation, molecular function: clathrin heavy chain binding; structural molecule activity. The transcript is spliced from 8 exons. NCBI's taxonomy places the organism in Eukaryota, Metazoa, Arthropoda, Insecta, Hymenoptera, Formicidae. Gene Ontology annotation, cellular component: plasma membrane; clathrin coat of trans-Golgi network vesicle; postsynaptic endocytic zone cytoplasmic component. The record is from RefSeq and is a predicted model, not a curated record. The coding region runs from base 293 to 967 and encodes 224 amino acids.
UUGACGUUUACCAGUAGCUCCGAGAGAGAGAAGUACGCGGCAGGUGGAAGUAGGCGUCGAAGGUGGUGUCGUCCCCUCAGAUAACAAGAACGUAUUUCGUUGAUACAUUCCAUAGUUUCCGCUUGAAAGAAAAAUCGUGCGCCUACAAAUUAGCUACUCGGCGAGACGGUUGCUUAACCUCAAAUGUCAAUUUAACGCAUCUGUCCUUUCUCUCUAAAAUUUCACACUUGUUACUUCGUGACGUCGAAAUUAGUAUCCAAAUUUUGUGCGAACGAUAUUUGCCCAAGGAACUAUGGACGCAUUUGGCGACAAUUUUGUUAACAACGAACCUGAGGUAGAUCCAGCAGCAGAGUUUCUGGCAAGAGAGCAAGAUCAGCUUGCUGGCUUAGAGGAUGAUAUAACGCCGAUGGCUGUAACUUUGGCUGCAGCAGCGGCAGCAGGCAGCACCGAUGAUGAUGCAUCUGCAAAAUUUGGGAAUCUGAAAGUUGGUCCAGGUGGUGAUGCUGAAGGCAGUUUUGAAAUUGUAGAUGCUAUCGGGCAACCUACAGAGUCACAAGCGUCAUCAGUAUCAGAGCCAGCACCCAUCAUUGCACCAAUCAAAGAAGAGCCUGAAAAGAUCAAAAAGUGGAGAGAAGAACAGAAAGCUCGUCUUGAAGAGAAAGAUGCGGAAGAGGAGAAAAAGAAGGAAGAAUGGAGAGAAGCUGCCAAGAAAGAGCUUGAAGAAUGGUACAAGCACCAUGCAGAGACUAUUGGUAAAACAAAAACCACCAACAGGGAAUCGGCCAAGAAUGCAGAGAAGCAAUUUGUCGCGGAGGCUGAUGAGGUCGAACCAGGUACCGAAUGGGAACGCAUCGCCAAGCUAUGCGAAUUCAAUCCCAAGUCGUCUCGCACUUCCAAAGACGUCUCCCGGAUGCGUUCGAUUAUCUUGCAGUUAAAACAGACACCGCCAACUCCUAUUAACGCUUGAUUAAAUUGAAAGAUCUAUCUUCGCAAUUAGAUAUCGAGGAUAUGAAUUAUGGUAAAUAAUUGAGGAAAAAGAACAAAAAAAGCAAUUAAUAACGUUACGACUACGUCGGCGAUAUUAAUGAAAAGAAUUCAUAAAUGUUCUGUUAUAUAUAUAUAUAUAUAAAGUAUGUAAUAUUAUUGUGAAUAAAGGUUAUUGAUUAACAAAUAUA